AUGUUCACCGUCACCACAAAAACUACCGAUGCUGCAUACCCUAGGUACUACGGGUCCACAUUGUUAUCUAGUGAUAGGUUGAAGAUAGUUUACGAUAGGUAUGAGUCGACAAACCAAUCACUCGAAAAUUCUGAUUUCAUCACUUUAAAUUUGAUUUUUGCUCAUGGUACAGGAUUGAACAAAGAUUUAUGGAAGUACUACGUAGAACAUCUCUAUAAGUACUCGAAUGAAGUUGGUCCUAAUCAAAAGUGGUGGAUUAAGAACAUUAUUAGUAUCGAUUCAGCUACCCAUGGGGACUCUGCGCUAUUAAACGAAGGAAAAUUAGGCUGGAAGAAUAGGUGGGAGGAUGGAGGGAGGGAUAUCAAUCGCAUUGUGGAACACGAACAGUUGACCACCGGCGCCUUCUACAACGACCCAACUCACAAGAAUAUUUUGGUAGGACACUCCUUGGGUGCCAGUCAGUCAGUAUUCUCAGCCGUGUUCCAACCAAAUCUCUAUGAUCUAGUUUUCAUGAUUGAGACGGUUGGAUUUAUUGAUGAAGCUUCGUCAAAGCAUUUCAUUGGGCUCAUAAAUAGAUUAGUAGGAUUGAUGCAAGACGAAUUUGAUUCCGAAGAAGAAUUUGAUAUGUACUAUAGAAAGUUCAAUAUUACCAAAAAGUUCCACCCUAGAGUAUUGGACGAUAUCAUCAAGCAUGAGAAGUAUGAAGUAAUCAAGCCCAACGGUGAAAAGAAAUGGAGGGCUAAAGCUACGAGUAUUCAGCAAUUGACCAGCUUUAUGUCCGGAACAACGUCCAUUCCAAAUGUUAUGGCAGCUUUGCCAUCAAUAAAGACUAGUGUCAUUCACAUCGCUGCUCCAAAGGGGAAAUUUAAUCCACCUCAAACCAGCGAUUUCAUCCGUGAAGCAAUCCCUGCUGAAUACAUCACUGGCAUUGAUAUCGCUGGUGCUGACCAUAAUUUGAAUGGUGAAAUCCCGGACAAAGUCAUUGCUUUGUUGAAAGAAGCCUUGAGCAAAAGAGCAGCACUUGCACACGAGAACAAAGACCUAUAUGCUGAAAUCAAGUACAAUGGCGAUAGAAAGACAAUAUUGAAGGAGAAAUGGAAGGAAAUGGUCGGCGGAUGGUGGGUAGAGGAGAAGGCGAAAUUGUAA
Messenger RNA from Dujonia railenensis, 1146 nucleotides. The record is from the annotation of a GenBank genome assembly. Lineage: Eukaryota; Fungi; Ascomycota; Pichiomycetes; Serinales; Debaryomycetaceae.